Ornithorhynchus anatinus (platypus) is the source of this 3533-nucleotide messenger RNA. It is a transcript of the gene ERC2, whose product is annotated as ELKS/RAB6-interacting/CAST family member 2. The transcript has 21 exons. Gene Ontology annotation, biological process: regulation of synaptic plasticity; neuromuscular synaptic transmission; maintenance of presynaptic active zone structure. Bases 374 to 3469 code for a protein of 1031 amino acids. NCBI's taxonomy places the organism in Eukaryota, Metazoa, Chordata, Mammalia, Monotremata, Ornithorhynchidae. The record is from RefSeq and is a predicted model, not a curated record. Gene Ontology annotation, molecular function: structural constituent of presynaptic active zone. Gene Ontology annotation, cellular component: cytoskeleton of presynaptic active zone.
AGGGAGAGAGAGAGAGAAGAUCGCAGAUGACUGGGGGAGACUCGCAGAGACAAGGGGAGAAACAGCCCGACCCUUUCCUGACUGCAGCAGGUUUCCCUCUCGCUCAGGUCCGUCUGGCUCCAGCCCUACAUGCGGUGCCUCUUCCUUAGGUCGGCGAGGGUCCAGGGAGACGUGAUGUUGUAAAAAAAUCCAUGUGGGACAGGAGACAGAGGAAAUGAUUUGAAAGAUUUUUAAUCAGAAACAUUUUCUGAUGCAGCCUAUGAAGAGUAAGCAGUGAAAACCCUGGCCAGAUUAGCAAGUGGAAUCGUUGACCAAAUCUCAAACCUUAGUAUAGCCCAUCUUAUAUUCAGUAGUACUUCACGAUCAAAGAAUCAUGUAUGGAAGCGCGAGAACAAUCAGUAAUUUGGAAGGCAGCCCCUCUAGGUCCCCACGUCUGCCAAGAUCUCCUCGUUUGGGCCACCGAAGAACAAACAGUGGAGGAGGUGGAGGAACAGGUAAGACUCUAUCAAUGGAGAACAUCCAAUCCCUUAAUGCGGCCUAUGCAACGUCCGGACCGAUGUAUCUAAGUGAUCAUGAGGGGGUGGCAUCUACUACUUUUCCAAAGGGCACCAUGACUCUCGGAAGGGCCACAAAUCGAGCUGUAUAUGGGGGCCGAGUGACCGCCAUGGGGAGCAGCCCUAAUAUUGCUUCAGCUGGACUUUCCCACACUGAUGUGCUUUCCUACACCGAUCAGCAUGGAGGCCUGACCACUUCAUCGCAUCAUCACCACCAUCAGGUUCCCUCUAUGUUGAGGCAGGUAAGGGAUAGCACCAUGCUAGAUCUGCAGGCUCAGCUUAAGGAGCUACAGAGGGAAAAUGACCUCCUCAGGAAAGAGCUGGACAUUAAGGAUAGUAAGUUGGGAUCUUCUAUGAAUAGUAUCAAGACUUUCUGGAGUCCUGAGCUCAAGAAGGAGAGAGUCUUGAGGAAAGAGGAAGCGGCCCGGAUGUCAGUACUCAAGGAGCAGAUGAGGGUUUCUCAUGAAGAAAAUCAGUUUUUGGAUGCCAGGAGAACAAAGCAUCUGCAGCUAACAAUACAAGCUCUUCAAGAUGAACUUCGAACCCAGAGAGACCUUAAUCAUCUUCUUCAACAAGAAAGUGGAAACCGAGGUGCUGAACAUUUUACCAUUGAGCUAACAGAGGAGAAUUUUAGAAGGCUCCAAGCAGAACAUGAUCGUCAGGCUAAAGAACUGUUCCUUUUGCGGAAAACUCUUGAAGAGAUGGAGUUGAGGAUUGAAACCCAAAAGCAGACACUCAGUGCCCGAGACGAAUCUAUUAAAAAGCUUCUAGAAAUGUUGCAAAGUAAAGGCUUGCCAUCCAAAGGCACGGAAGAUGACAAUGAAAGGACUCGAAGGAUGGCAGAGGCUGAAUCUCAGGUUAACCAUUUAGAAGUGAUUCUAGACCAGAAAGAAAAAGAAAACAUCCAUCUUAGAGAGGAACUACACAGAAGAACUCAACUUCAGCCUGAACCUGCUAAGACAAAGGCUCUUCAGACAGUCAUAGAGAUGAAGGAUACAAAAAUUGCUUCACUGGAACGAAACAUAAGAGAUCUUGAGGAUGAAAUCCAGAUGUUAAAAGCCAAUGGCGUUCUGAACACAGAGGACCGAGAAGAAGAGAUCAAACAAAUAGAGGUUUACAAAAGUCAUUCUAAGUUCAUGAAAAAUAAGAUUGAUCAACUGAAGCAGGAACUUUCAAAGAAAGAAUCAGAACUUCUUGCCUUACAAACAAAGCUUGAAACCCUUAGCAAUCAAAAUUCAGAUUGCAAGCAACACAUUGAAGUGCUUAAAGAGUCGCUUACUGCCAAAGAACAGAGAGCUGCCAUACUUCAGACAGAGGUCGAUGCACUGAGAUUACGCUUGGAAGAAAAAGAAUCGUUUCUCAAUAAAAAAACAAAACAGCUGCAGGACCUCACGGAAGAGAAAGGCACGCUGGCUGGAGAGAUCCGAGAUAUGAAAGACAUGUUAGAAGUAAAAGAAAGAAAAAUCAAUGUACUUCAGAAAAAGAUUGAAAAUUUGCAAGAACAACUUAGAGAUAAAGAUAAACAACUGACCAAUCUCAAGGAUCGAGUGAAGUCAUUGCAGACUGAUUCCAGUAAUACAGACACUGCAUUAGCAACUUUAGAAGAGGCUUUGUCUGAAAAGGAAAGAAUAAUAGAACGUUUGAAGGAGCAGCGAGAACGUGAUGAUCGAGAGAGACUAGAAGAAAUUGAAUCAUUUAGGAAAGAAAACAAAGACCUGAAAGAUAAGGUUAAUGCUUUACAAGCUGAACUUACAGAGAAAGAGUCUAGUUUAAUUGAUCUCAAAGAACAUGCAUCAUCUUUGGCAUCAGCAGGGCUGAAAAGAGACUCCAAAUUAAAGUCUCUAGAAAUAGCCAUAGAGCAAAAGAAAGAAGAAUGUAGUAAGUUGGAAGCACAGUUGAAAAAGCAAGCUGAGCAGUUGUUCAAUCAGAUGUACAAUCCAAAGCCAAUUAGGAAUAAUGGGAAACAAGGGGCUCAUAAUGUUGAAGACGAUUCAAGGAUGAACCCAGAAUUUGCUGACCGAAUAAAACAACUUGAUAAAGAGGCAUCUUACUAUCGGGAUGAAUGUGGCAAAGCUCAAGCUGAGGUGGACAGGCUCCUGGAGAUCCUUAAGGAAGUGGAGAAUGAAAAGAAUGAUAAAGACAAGAAAAUUGCUGAGCUUGAAAGCUUGACUUCCAGACAUAUGAAGGAUCAAAAUAAGAAAGUGGCCAACCUUAAGCAUAAUCAACAAAUGGAGAAAAAGAAGAAUGCCCAAUUACUAGAAGAAGUUCGUAGGAGAGAGGAUAACAUGACUGACAACUCUCAUGACCGAAUGCAGCUAGAAGAACUGAUGAAUGUGCUGGAAAAAACUAGACAAGAACUGGAUUCAACCAAAGCUCGCCUUGCCUCAACACAGCAGUCCCUGGCUGAAAAAGAAGCACACCUGGCAAACCUGAGAAUUGAAAGGCGAAAACAGCUGGAGGAGAUCCUGGAGAUGAAACAGGAAGCACUGCUUGCUGCGAUCAGUGAAAAAGAUGCAAAUAUUGCCUUGCUUGAACUGUCGGCCUCAAAGAAGAAGAAGACUCAAGAAGAAGUAAUGGCCCUUAAACGAGAAAAAGACAGAUUAGUACAUCAGUUAAAGCAGCAGGUUUAUAGAUCUAAGAAACAGCCCCAGGGCACCAACAUACCAUCCACUUGUGAUGCUGGAUUCAUCACAGACAUUGCUGUCAAGUACUACGGGUCCAGCCAUGAUGCACACAUGAUCCAAAAGUCUCAGACACAGAACAGAAUGAAACUGAUGGCAGACAAUUAUGAUGAGGAUCAUCACCAUCACCACCACCAUCAUCACCACCACCAUCACCGGUCUCCUGGGAGGUCCCAGCAUUCCAAUCACAGACCCUCUCCAGACCAGGAUGAUGAGGAGGGCAUUUGGGCAUAACGAGCCCCAAAAACCAAAGUUCCAGUUUUGUUUUGAGGGGUGAGAAAUCAUCUUUUAUAUCAUU